UCCUGGCCGGCGCUGCCCAGGGAGGCGGUCCGCAUAGCGCCGCCCAAACUUUCCUUCGCGGCGGCGUCAGGCGGAAACAUCCCGCUCCGAGGCUCACGGAGAGCGAAGGGAGGCUCGGGCGCCAGAGGGGACAGGCCCGGGCCUGCGCGGGAGAGCGCCCCGGAGUUCCUGGGGACCCUGGAAGCGCCCUAACGGCAGGACUGCUGGCUGCGUGCGCCCAGGCGGAGGCAGCUCCAGGGCGCAGCUGCCCCUUCCCCGUGCCCCGCAGUGACCGUGACCUCCGCGCGCUCCCCGCGCACGUGCUCGCGGCCGAGGACGAGGAGGGGUCCCGCUGCGCCAGCUGGGCAGCCGCUCGCGGGCAGGCCAAGGGCGCACAGAGGCGGUGCGGGGGAGCGCGCACGCUGCGACCCCGCCUUCACGGCAUCGGACUGGCCGCUGCGAAAGCAGAGCCGCCGGGUGUUGUGCCCGACAGGCAGCGCCGCUGGAUUCCGUGCGGGGCGGACUCGCGGAGGGACAGGUGUAGCCCGCAUUCGGCGGCGCCUCGCGCCGAAGAACUGGGUGGGCUCGGCGGCCCGGAGGGGGCUCGCGGGGCUCGGAGCUCCGGUCCCUGCCACGCAGGCCGGUUGGCACCACUUAGCGCUGCCAGCCGCACAGAAGGAAGUCGCAGCGCAGCCCGGUUCCCCAGCGGCUGCUCGGGCGCGACCCUGGCGCCCACUGCCCGCGGCGGCCUCCGCAACGGCCCCGGGACCUAGAGGUGCGCGCCGCCGCCGGCGCCGCCCCCAUGCUGCUCGGAGCGCCCAGGCUGUGCGCGUCCAGGGCGGCCGCCGCUGCGCAGAGCGAGGGCGACGGCGACAGGCUGGGCGGGGACAUGGACGAGUCGUCGCUCCUGGACCUGCUGGAGUGCUCCGUGUGCCUGGAGCGCCUGGAUACGACGGCCAAGGUGCUGCCCUGCCAGCACACCUUCUGCCGCCGCUGCCUGGAGAGCAUCGUGUGCUCGCGUCACGAGCUGCGCUGCCCCGAGUGCCGCAUCCUCGUGGGCUGCGGCGUGGACGAACUGCCCGCCAACAUCCUGCUGGUGCGCCUGCUGGACGGCAUCCGCCAGCGGCCCCGCGCCGGCACCAGCCCUGGCAGCAGCCCACCCGCGCGUCCUGGUCCGGGCCCCGGCCCCGGUUCGGGAGCGGCCUCGGCGCUCGCGGGUCCUGGGGGCAGCGCCUCUGGCUCCCCGGUUCUCCUCCCCGCGGCGACCAGCGCCAACGCCAGCCUGCGCGAGCUGGCAGCCAGCAGGAGCGCGCCCCCAGCAAAGAGCCUUCCCCAGCCGUCCCCCAGCAAAGCCCUGCACAGCUGCGAGGGGAAGGAGCCCGGGGACCUCAGGCUCAGCGAGGGGGACGUCAUGGUCUUGCAGCACCGGGUGGACGAGCGCUGGUACCACGGCCUCCUGCCCGCCAGCCACGUCCAGGGUGUGCGGCCUCUGCCCCAGGCCCCGCCCCAGGGCAAAGCACUCUAUGAUUUCGAGAUGAAGGACAGAGACCAGGACAAGGACUGUCUGACCUUCGGCAAGGAUGAAGUCCUGACUGUAAUCAGAAGAGUGGACGACAACUGGGCGGAGGGAAUGCUGGGAGACAAGAUCGGGAUCUUCCCCCUGCUGUACGUGGAGCUCAACGAUGCCGCCAAGCAGCUGAUGGAGAUGGACAGGCUGGGCCCGGCCUCAGCGUCCGGCUGCCUCACCUUCAUGCCCUCUGACCCCGGUGCGGGGGCCAGCGCGGCCCCAGGUCCCACUUCAGGCAGCACGGGGGCGGUCAGCGCCUUCCAGCGGCGUGUGGACAGUAAGAAGAAUGCCAAGAAGCGACACUCCUUCACGGCGCUCAGCGUGACGCACAGGUCCACACAGGCCGCCAGCCACAGGCGCUCCAUGGAGAUCAGCGCCCCCGUGCUGAUCAGCUCCAGCGACCCACGGGCCGCGGCCAGGAUCGGGGACCUGGCGCACCUGUCCCGCAGUGCACCCACCCAGGACGCCUCGGCCGGAUGCACCCCAGUGGCUGAACAGCAGGGCACAGCUCCCAAAGUCCAGCUGCCCCUCAACGUGUACCUGGCGCUCUAUGCCUACAAGCCCCAGAAGAGCGACGAGCUGGAGCUGCGCAAGGGCGACACGUACCGCGUGCUGGAGAAGUGUCGGGAUGGCUGGUUCAAGGGCACAGCGCUGCGGACGGGGCUCUCGGGCGUGUUCCCGGGGAACUACGUGACGCCCGUCUCCAGGGUUCCUGUAGGCGGGGCUGGGCCACCCCGGAAUAACGCGGUCGGAGGGUCUCCGCUGGCCAAGGGGAUGGCCACAACGCUUCACCCAGGCGGUGGGAGUCUGAGUAGCCCGGCCACGGCCCUGAGGCCAGCCCUCCCCCUCACCAUGGCCCAGGCUCCGGCCCAGCACCAGGCAGUCUCGCCCGCACUGAGCAGUUGUCUGCGGCACUCAGUUCAGCCGGCGGCCAGCCAAGCCCGGAGCGCCGGCCCCCCCGCUGCCCACCCGGCCCAGGUGCAGGGCCGGCCCACCGCCGCAGUGUCGCCCCUGCGCGCCCAGAGCCUGCCCGCCAUCGGGUCCCCACAGCACAGCCCCCGGCCAGCCAUCCCGCUCUCGUCGGCAGCCUCGGCCGUCACUCCUCCUAACGUCAGCGCCGUCCACCUCCACGGGGAGGCCGGAGCGGGCCCUGCCGGCGGCUGGUCGGCACCCAGCCCCACCAGUGCAGGAGGUAGACCCGACGAGAGGAGAAGCGAAAGGAAAGACAAGAAGCCCGGGCUUCUGAAGCUGCUGGCCGGCGCGUCCACCAGGAGGAAGUCGCGCUCCCCGCCGUCCACCUCGCCCACCCACGACCCCCGGGCAGCGGCGGACGCCUCCCUCCAGGGCGCGGUGGGGCCCGAAGUGUCCUCACUGUCCGUCCACGGCAGGGCCGGGUCCUGCCCCGUUGAGGGCGAGAUGCAGGGGGCCUUGGGGUUGGAGCCGCUGCACAGGAAGGCGGGCUCCUUGGAUCUGAGCUUCCCGUCGCCCUCCCGGCAGGCCCCUCUCUCCGCGGCCGCCAUCCGCCCCGAGCCCAAGCUGCUGCCCAGAGAGAGGUACCGCGUGGUGGUGUCAUACCCGCCCCAGAGCGAGGCAGAGAUCGAGCUGAAGGAAGGGGACGUGGUCUUCGUGCACAAGAAGCGUGAGGACGGCUGGUACAAGGGGACCCUGCAGAGGAACGGCCGCACCGGCCUCUUCCCCGGCAGCUUCGUGGAGAGCUUCUGAGGCCGUGACUGCUGCCCCCCCAGGGACGGAGGUGCAGGGACCCCAGGGGAGCGGCCGCCCAAGGCCCUGGGUCCUUCUGGGGACCUGACGGGGACGCCCGCACGCGCAGGACCCGGGGGCGAGGAGGUCACGCCUUCCACCCGUCCGUGUCCUCUGACAGGGAGCAGACGCCGCCGGGGCGCUCCUCUGCCAUCUGCUGGCGGGGCCAGCGGGGGGCAGGGCCCCGCGCUUUGGAGAGCGUCCUUUGGGCGGCUCCGGGUGUCCCGUGGGUCCUGACCCUCGUCUCCGGCUAUACCUCAGGCACCUCCACCUGGAGCCUCAGCAUGGUGCCCUGGCCCGGGGUCGUCAACUGCCCCGUCCAGGCAAGGCCAGCACGUGGCUCCCACGGGGCGAGGUGGCAGCAGUGCCUCGUGCUUUGCCACCACUGUCCCCUCUCCCUCGUGCUUCUUCUUUCUUACGUCUUUUUACUGCCAAGCUGUUAGACUUCAUAAAUGUCUAACAGGUCGUUCACUGCCUAUUUUUCAUACAUCUGGUGCUGCCUUUUUGUAAAACCAGUCGGGACUUGGUUGAGCUUGAAAGAAAAAAUCUCUGGGGCGACACCAAAGGGGCAGAACUUUUACAGGCACCAUGUGAACCUGGAGAGCCAGGUCUUCACAGCCUCGGUGCUCGUGGGGCCAGAGGGGCCUGGGCAUUGGAGGGAGUUAGGAAAAGCCCGUGUCUUUCCACCCUUCCAGAGCCCCUGCCGCAUCUGGAGAUGUUCUGACAAGAGGUGGCAGUAAAGGAGCAGGAGGGUGGACCCCAGGUCAGGAGGCAGGACUUCCCUUCUGCGCUGUAGAGGGGACACCACAGCCGGCACUUCCACUGUCCAAACGUGCGGUUUUUACCACCGUUCAGACCGACUGCCUUGUGACGGUUUCUCCUUUUUUUCUUUAAAUAAAUAACUGCUCUGCUCUCA
Messenger RNA from Aethalodelphis obliquidens (Pacific white-sided dolphin), 4223 nucleotides. RefSeq names its product SH3 domain containing ring finger 3 (gene SH3RF3). Gene Ontology annotation, molecular function: protein binding. The record is from RefSeq and is a predicted model, not a curated record. NCBI's taxonomy places the organism in Eukaryota, Metazoa, Chordata, Mammalia, Artiodactyla, Delphinidae. The transcript is spliced from 10 exons. Bases 782 to 3268 code for a protein of 828 amino acids.